Molecule: messenger RNA, 1493 nt
Organism: Dermacentor albipictus
Lineage: Eukaryota; Metazoa; Arthropoda; Arachnida; Ixodida; Ixodidae
Source: RefSeq, a predicted model, not a curated record
AACGAAGCAACACGUUGAGCCAGGUUUUAUGUCAAGCUGCCGAGCUCUUGUUUUCAGUAACGGUGUCUUCCUCCGCAUCGGAACUUUGGUCUACCAAAGUUGCGACUACAGUCGGCACCUGGGCAACGCGACUAGUUUUGUCAGCCAUCGGAUCCGGCAGCCGAUCCGACGCGUUCGAGGCCGUCACCCUGGCCUGGGGACUGAUCCUGGUGGCCGCCCGUCUUGCUGUCUCCUCCAACGUCUGGUGCCUCGGCGCGGAGCUCAGGAAGAGGACAAUCAGCGCCAGCGUUACGGCGGUCAGCAGGACUACGUAGACGAUCAGGCAGCGCUGCCACGAGUGGUCGUCCCACAGGUCCAUCUCCUUGGAGACGCCGACGGCUGUGCUUGCGGCCGCUGGCGUCGCCGCUCGCUCCGAUGGAUUUGUCGGAUUUGUCGGAUUUGGCGUGGCUUUUGACGUACGCCAAUGACCGCGGAUCUCCAGACUUUUCGAUCCUGGAGGAGACGCUGUUCCGGCGUUGGCCUGGGACGUUCUCCAGUGCUGAAGCGGCCUCGGCGUCGUGCGAUGUUGCUCCACCAUCGGGAUAUACUCCAAGGCUGUCUGCUCUGCUUGCCGGAAAGCCGGUGGCUGCGACAACCGAGGGCGUCCCCAACCCGGCUUCUGCUGCGCCCGUUCCCCAUGAGCAGAGGCCGCCCUCCAUGCGACUCGCAACCGGCGGCGUCCAGGCGGUCGGGGACCACGAGGAAGACGCCCCCGAGGGCGCCGCGGCAUGCGUGUUCGUCUGCAUGUGCGUCGUGGUCUUCGGAAUCGCUGGGCUGCUCGUGUACGUCUUCCGGAGCCUGUCGACCGGGCCACCGCAAAUCGAGCCGUGUACGUACGAGGCAACGGCGUUGACGGCGACGAAGGCAUCCGUAGCCUCAGAGACGCGCAAACUCGAACGCGGCGCCACUGGAAUGCCGCUGCUGCCGCUUGGGAGCAGACGUGCCACCGCACUACCAUCGCGAGGUCCCAAGGCACGUGGUCGCGGAGCCUCGGAGAGCGGCACAACCACCAGCGGCAUCGUCGGAACCGACGACGCGGAGGAAAGACACGACGAUCGCGAACAAGCAGGAGACACGGCAGUUCCGGUCCCGGUGACGACGCCUGGCGAAGAUCGGCGUCCCUUUGAACUGGUCGUGUUUGGGCCGCCGCCGAACGACGGGCGUCUUUCGAAUUCCAGCUAUGGGGAUCGGCGACGGGAGGGAAAGCGUCAUUUAGAGCACCGAGGGUUAGGAAGGCGUGUCGGUUGAAAAGCCUUCACGCGUGGACUCGCCUGAAAUGGCAGACACGCGCAUUUGUGCUGUAUAUAUAUAUGUACGCUGUAAUGACAAUUUUCGUGAUGGUGGUUAGCCGGAACACUCUGACUCACUGAACAACUUAUAGCGUGCUUCCCUAUGUUAUUUCUCGCGUUCUUUGUCUACUAUGGCUGCCGGGAUUAAAUUUGUCUCACAUUUGG